Molecule: messenger RNA, 4602 nt
Organism: Alligator sinensis (Chinese alligator)
Lineage: Eukaryota; Metazoa; Chordata; Crocodylia; Alligatoridae
Gene: ENKD1
Product: enkurin domain containing 1
Exons: 8
Coding region: 113-1225 (370 amino acids)
Cellular component (GO): cytoplasmic microtubule
Source: RefSeq, a predicted model, not a curated record
CCAUCUCCCAGCAGCCCCCGCGGCGCCGGAAGGGCCGGUUGCCUGGUGAGAGCUGCGUGGGGCCGCUCCGCCUUGUCCGCCCGUUCUUGGCAGCAGCAGAGCCAAAGCCAAGAUGUGUGAAGGGCCUUCCAGGAUCACUGGUCCUAUCCCUCCUGACCCCACACUUUUACGGGACUAUUACAAAUGCCCCCUGUCAGCUCGAGGGAGGUUGGAAGGGAAUGCUCUGAAGCUGGACUUUGUGUCUGGUCCCCUGGCCUCAGAUCCCAGCUUAUACCCCACCUGCUACAGUGCACGCCCUGCUCAGCCUGCCCCGCGCAUCCGCCCCAGUGGUGAGGACAUCCUGGCGAAGGGGCAGAAGGGGACAGUUGGGGUGCUGCUGCAGCUGGAGGGGAUUUUCCUUGACAAGGAAUCACCCCCCAAAAGAAAGGAGUCCAAGAACUAUGAGAAGGAGAAUGUGAGGCGGAUACGGGAGAUCCAGAAGAAAUGCAAAGAGAAAGAGUUGGCCAGGGAGCACAGCCGACCUCAGCCUGUGAAAGCCUUAUGGAAGUCUCAGAAGUAUGAGAAUGUGGGGUCCAAGGUGAAGGCCAAGAUACAGGAGAACUCUCCCCCUCCCAACCCAGAGUCUCAAAAAUUCCUGAGGGCAUAUUCCCGCUGUGGCUCAGGAAUCCAACCACGCCGGUCGCUUUCCCCAAGCCCUUCCAAAACGAGAGCUGUGAUGGGCACUGAGGCUCCAGGAGCACAGAGCAUGGACACCCAGAUCCAGGUGGAAGGCACAAGCAUCGACUUUGUCAGCCACAAUGCCCAGAAUGCCAAGCGGGCUCAGAUGCGGCGCUCUCGCUCUCUGCAGUCAUUGACUGAGGUGCUGGAGCAGAAGCGGCGGGAGCAGGAGGAGUACAACAGCAAGCAGAAGGGCCAUGUCCCCCGCUACCUGCUGCAGAGGAAGGAUCUGUGGCGCAGAGAGACAGAGGAACGGCUGCGAAACCUGCCAGACCCUGACCUGCCUCCUGGCCACACCAUGAUGCCAGAGAGCCAGCGGCUGGAGACCCUUGGGAACCUGAAGCAGACUCAGGCACAGCUGACCAAGGACUUGGUGAUGCUGCCAGUGCGGGCUGACACCCUUGGUGUCCAGAGGAGGCGGUCAGAGCUGGAGAAGAAGCUGUCGCAGAUCGAAGAGGCCCUCAAAAUCUUCUCCCGACCCAAGGUCUUCAUCAAGUUGGACUCGUGAGCAGGGAAGGGGACUUGCAGUCACUCCACUUGCAGGGGGAGGGGAAGGGAAACCAAACUCAGUCCAUGGUUUCAUUUGCUGCAGCAGCAGUUUCUUCUAUGUGGUUCCUCAUUCUGCAACCAGGCCCUGUCCUGGGGAGAGCAAGACUGGCUUGGGAAGCUGGGCCCAUGCAGGUACUAGCACCAUUGGAGUCUUGAAAAUGGAACUAGUGACAGUCAUUUCCACGGCAGUCUCCAGGCCUGUUUGGCACAGAAGACUGGCUCAUCUGCCUUGGAAAGCAGCUGUCCCCAUGCUCCCCUGAGAGCUGCCCUUGCCCACACUCCCUGUGACCCAUCUCCUUCACUUGGAUCGAUGACAUCUGGACAGUGUCAGGAGCAGCUGCUCCUACGCUGCUUGGAGUGUAGCACACCCCGACCCAUCUGCCUUCCUCCUGAGGUAAGGUGAGAGCAGCAGGAAGAUGGGGAGAUGAAGGGCCUUUUAAAGCAGGAGACCAGUUUUUGAGUCUCUCCCAGUGCCUGAUCCUAAUCCUGCAGGAUCUUACCUCUAUCACUGAUGGUAUAAUGGCCUUGCUGUGCCCAAGUGCUGGCUUCUGCCCUUCCCUGCCCCCAGGAUCUGACAGGAGUCCAGGGAAGGCAAGGAGCAAUGCAUCUUGCCUCUGGACUGACACCUCUGGCCCCUGCAGCCCUUUGCCAAAGGGCUGUUCCUUAAUGCAGCUAAUGUCUAGUCCCUUAUAUGAGGCAAACUUAGAGCUGUGUUUGUCAUACCUGCUGAGCAUGCCUGGCAGCAAAGGGGCAGGAAUGAACAGGGGUGAGCUCCUGUCCCCUCUAGCCUGGCAGGGGGGAAGGGAUCUGGCUGUGGGUUGGCCUAGGGAUGGUGGUGGGAGUGUGAAGUGUUGAGGACUUGGAAAGUGGGUUGUUUUUUUUUUUUUUAAAUAAAAAGUUUUUGAAGAUACAGGAUACUGGUGAGAAGGUGGUUGGAGACAGCAGUGCAUAGACAUGUGGAGCCUGGCUGUGGGGAGGGUUCUUGAGGUGGUUCAGUGCCAAAGCUGUGAGGGACCAGAGGGGAAAGCUAUUUUUUCUUUUAAAUUUUUCUUCCAGAAAAUAUUGGCAUUUAAUUUUUUUUUUUGUGAGAAUAGGAAAUGUUCAAAUUUGUCUGCGCCUCAAUUUCAGAAUCCCACCAUGUGAUUAAGGCAACUAAUUGGAAGGGAAGGUGGAAAAUCCGGCCCCCAAGCCAGAAUAAAAAUGAGAUUUGGCCCCAAAAGUAGGAUUUUGAGAGAAUUCACAAUGCUUGUGCCUAUAUUUCCAGUUUUGGAAAACACCCAAGGCUCCUGCCUCUUGUUGGAGACCAGUUCCUGUGACCAGCUCCUGCGUUGAGAUAGAUGGAGCUGAACUGUGAAAGGGAUUAGCCUUUUACAUAGUAAGAAUGUGGGUGUGGGAGCCCAAGGGUGGUUCCAUGUUGGCACAGGUCAAUCCCUGCUGGGCCUGGUGUGAUCAUGGUCAUGGAAAACAAAAGAUUUCAAUCCUACUCAAAGGGAAACUCAAGACAUGCUUCCAACAACAUGCCUGUGCUUUGUUCCUGGUGCAUGCACCGUUUCGGAAGUCCUUGGGGAUCUGUGAAAAGCAGCUGGUACUUGGUAUCUUGGAGGUGCAAUCAGAGGUAUGAUUGCAGCAGAAGUGAGCAUCCCCCAGUUGUUGUUCAUUUAGCUGGCUGGGGUAGCCUUAGUAGUGAGGAUGCAGGGGCAUGGGCUUCAGCAUGGAUGGCUUCAGUGGGCUCGUGCAGUCACUGCUGAAGUCUGAGCUGCUGUGUUUUCGUUAGUAUUGGUUAGGUUAAGGCUAGCAUGGGUGUGCCUUUCCGGCUGCACUGAGAGUCCCACAGGGCAUUUCAGCACAGCUGGUACCUGCUGGCCUUGCCAAUGGCUAGGGCACAUUGGUAGGUAACAACAGGAGGGGUAGAGGGGUGACAGUACCAGGGAUUAGCAGCUGCCUUGUGCUGUGCUAGGCUCCAGUUUGCUGCAACUCUGCAUCAGGAUUUGUCAGUACACAUAAGCCUUCUUGAAAUAUGAUAAGCAUUAUCCUGCCUUUAUGCUAGGAGUCCUCGCUGUCUUGAUCAAAACCCUCUGUGAGCAGCAGGGUCAACUGGAUUCUAGGAUCAGGGCCUUUGACUGGGGCUGGCACAGCUAUGGAGGCCCUUCUGAGUGCUGCCCACAGGGCACUGACUCCAUCACAAUAAUAAGCAGCAAAGGCCACCACCUGGAAGGACAAGAGAUGCUACCACCUUGCAGUGUCCCAGCCUCACACCGGGCUUGUGGUAGCCACUACUUAUAGCUGUGGCAUGUGAUGUAGGCAUGAUGUGGAGCCUGACCUGGGCUUCCACUGCAUUCCCCUGUGGAAAGGGAUGGGCUGCCCUGCAGGAGGGGUUGGUAGGAUCCUAUGACAGGGUAAGUCGAAGUUAUGAGUGACAAAGCAAAAUCAAACCCUAGAUCAGGCCAGUGCCUUAAGUGCCCAUCUGUGCUUCAGUGAUGACUAGGGGGAAGAGGAAUGUAUGAAAAUAACAGGUGAUUUCUGAUUCCUGCCGAUUCUUUAGUCCUGCCCAUGCAUCCUACUGUUAGGCAAAUCCUGUAAUAGAGCCACCACUUGGUCCACCAAGGUGUGUGCCACUUCAAGGCCCAACGACUCGAUACCAAGGCAGAGUGGUGGUGGCGGAGGAAGAAGGAGACCAACCCGGGGCUGCGAAUCCCACUCCCCCGUGCAACAACAUGCCCCCGUUACUGAAGAACCUGUGCAUCCGGAAUCAGGCUCCUCAGUCACCUGAGGACUCGAGCCUGACGGACGUCAUCCUUGACUUUGAGGGGCUGCCGCUGCCGUGUGGCUCCUGGCUGUUCUAGUCCUGGGAGCCCCUUGGCAGACCCAUUGUUGACGAACAAGAAUGGAGUCCUACAAGUUCUCAGGACCAAAAGUGCCUCAACGCUCCUCUGAAAAUCCAGACUCAUAGGGGAAGGGAGAUGACUACACUGGGGCCUGAGAUUCCCCCAACCCCUUUUCCUGCAGAGUAGAGCCAGCUGUGGCUGAGAAGGGUCAGUGCCUUUGCCUGUUGCUGCUUCCUCCUCAUAACCAGACACCUGAGUAUUGUUAAUGAUCUGACUUGCCUGCUACUGGGAUAAACCAAGCCUGGAUUAACCAGAUUUGCUUCUGGCGUCUGUGGGGGAAUUGCCUGCCUGUAUCUGGUGCCUAUUCCCUGCCUGUGUGCAGUACAGAGCUGGUUUCUCUAGCUAUCGGGACUGGUUGUUGCAGAACAGGAUUGAUGGUACCAGCUGGCUGCAACCUUUCUGGGAAAUGCAGGCAGGACAGGGACCUGGGUAGCUCAUGUUGCACCCAGUA